Abrus precatorius (Indian licorice) is the source of this 2378-nucleotide messenger RNA. RefSeq names its product tRNA pseudouridine synthase A. Gene Ontology annotation, molecular function: pseudouridine synthase activity; RNA binding. The record is from RefSeq and is a predicted model, not a curated record. Gene Ontology annotation, biological process: mRNA pseudouridine synthesis; tRNA pseudouridine synthesis. The transcript is spliced from 3 exons. Lineage: Eukaryota; Viridiplantae; Streptophyta; Magnoliopsida; Fabales; Fabaceae. Gene Ontology annotation, cellular component: nucleus. The coding region runs from base 486 to 2048 and encodes 520 amino acids.
AUGCGCCCUUCAUUUCUUAAAAUACAGUCUUUUGGUGCCAUUUGUUUCCCUCUCCCCAAAGUGGAUGUGGAUUGUGGAAAUUAGUAAAAUCUCAUGCUUCAUGAAUACAUGUGCCCAUUGAUCUUUGGAUGUUUCCCAUCUAUUUUUAAUUGAAAAGUUUCGGUCUUUUUUGGACCAUUUUAUAGUUUAUUAAUUUCUUGUGUGCCUUCUGAUGGUGUGCUUCCUUGAUGGCUAAUUCUAUGUUGUUUUAUUGUGUGAAAAUCAACAAAUAAAUUUGACAUAAAUAAUGUACAUGCUAGAAUAAAUUGGAGACUUAUAACAAUUGGCGAGCAAAUAAUAGAUGUUGUAGCUUAUGUGUUAAUUCUUUGUUGCUCUAGUUUGCAAGUUGCAAAACAAGAGGAAAUGCCAAAGAACUAGAGGUUGUUGAACAUUUCGGGUUUUUAAACAUUGCCUUCUACCAGUCAUUUUCUUAUCACUUCUAAAAAAUGGAAAACUCAGAUACACCGCUGACAAGUUCAUCCCUGCCUCCACCGCCUCCAGUAGCUACAGAAGAGCCCGAGCCCAAAAAGUUGAAGAUGUCUACCACUACUUCUGAUGAUGAAGAAUGCAUAACUGCCACAGAAACCAAGAAAAGGUACAAGCGUCGUAAGAUUGCGAUUUUCUUUGCGUACUGUGGUGUUGGCUAUCAGGGUAUGCAGAAAAACCCUGGUGCAAAGACCAUUGAAGGUGAUCUUGAAGAAGCCUUAUAUGUGUCUGGAGCUGUCCCUGAACAGGAUCGUGGAAUUCCUAAAAGAUAUGACUGGGCUCGCUCAGCUAGAACUGAUAAAGGAGUUAGUGCUGUUGGUCAGGUUGUGUCAGGCCGGUUCUAUAUUGAUCCACCUGGCCUUGUUGACCGCCUUAAUUCAAACCUUCCCUCUCAGAUAAGGAUCUUUGGUUACAAGCGAGUGACAGCUUCUUUUAAUGCCAAGAAGUUCUGUGACCGGAGGAGGUAUGUCUAUCUCAUUCCAGUGUUUGCUCUGGAUCCAAGUUGUCAUCGUGAUAGAGAGACUGUCCUGGCUAGUUUGGGAUCUGAAAAUGAGCUUGUUAAGUGUUUGGAGUGUUCUGAGAGAGGCCGGAAGGUGGUAGGAUUAGUUGGUAAUCGUAAGCAAAAUCUGGAACUAGAAGCUGAAGCUAUGGAUGUUGAGGCUGGUGCUAUGCUUAACUCUGGAGUUACAGAGGGUGCAGAGGUUGCUUUGAAACAAGAUGGUAGUAGUAAUUUAAACGAGGAAUCCAGUAAUGAGGGUAAGGUUUUUGUUGAUGACAUGGACUCUAAAUCUGGUCUUGAGACUCUAGUUUCUGUUCAGCAUGAGCAUACUCCUUUAAAUGGUGAAUCCGGAAAUAAUUCUGGCAUUCUUGAGGAAGAAAAAGUGAAUGGAGAGGAUAAGCCUACCAACAGAAGUGGAUUUGUUUAUGGUGAGAAGGAGAGGGAGAGAUUUAAUAAGAUUUUGAAACAUUUUGUGGGGACUCAUAACUUCCAUAACUUCACGACCAGAACAAAGGCUGAGGACCCCGCUGCUCGACGUUACAUCAUUUCAUUUGAUGCAAACACUAUUGUUGUAGUUGAGGGCAUGGAAUUUGUAAAGUGUGAAGUGGUGGGACAGAGCUUCAUGCUUCAUCAGAUACGGAAGAUGAUUGGGCUGGCAGUGGCAAUCAUGAGAAAUUGUGCACUGGAGUCACUUAUUGAUACAGCUUUGCAGCAGGAUGUUAACAUUAAUGUGCCUACUGCCCCUGAGGUUGGAUUAUAUUUGGAUGAGUGCUUCUUUGCUUCAUAUAACCAAAAGUGGAAAGAUAGCCAUGAGGAGUUGUCAAUGAAAGCCUACGAGAAAGAAGCUGAGGACUUCAAGAUGAAGAACAUUUAUUCUCAUAUUGCUUCCACAGAACAGAAGGAUGGAACUGUCGCUCUAUGGUUGCAUUCUUUGAACCACAGAAAUUACCCUGAUUUGCGCUGUGUAAACAACGAAGCCAUCACUGAUAUCAAGAGAGAUGAAAUUGAAGUUGUGAUUGAGUGAGCUGUUUUCCUGCCGUUCAGUGUGAACUACUUAUUUCCAAUUGAGACUUUUCACUACUUCUGAUUGGUCAUUGUUUGCCUAACAUCACUGCUUUGCAUCAUAUAGAAUAUACACAAGAUGUGAUAUGUUUGCAUGUCCAUCACUCGGAAUAGAUACUAAGAGAAAUGGAAGAAUUUUUUGGUUAUAUUUUUUUGUUAUUUUAAAUUUAUUUCGUUUUGUGUAACAUGAUUUUUUACUUAUUCAAAACUUGACGGAGCAAUAGCCAUUUGCAUGUGCUGUGAAAAGAGAUCCAUUGUGAAAAUACGCCUGAUGACAUAUAUUUUGUAUCCU